This is a messenger RNA of Emericellopsis atlantica, 1022 nucleotides long. RefSeq lists its product as uncharacterized. Gene Ontology annotation, cellular component: nucleus. Gene Ontology annotation, molecular function: zinc ion binding; RNA polymerase II cis-regulatory region sequence-specific DNA binding; DNA-binding transcription factor activity, RNA polymerase II-specific. Lineage: Eukaryota; Fungi; Ascomycota; Sordariomycetes; Hypocreales; Bionectriaceae. Gene Ontology annotation, biological process: positive regulation of transcription from RNA polymerase II promoter by galactose. The transcript has 3 exons. Bases 129 to 725 code for a protein of 198 amino acids. The record is from RefSeq and is a predicted model, not a curated record.
AGUAGAUACGUACGCAUGAGUCGUACAUAAGUAUCCGUGCCUGGGCAGCUUCAUCUGGAUGGGAUCGAGCUCAAGUACGCUGUCCGAGUCACCAUUGCCGUACUGAACAAACAUCUCAUCCUUUCACCAUGUUCCACGUCUUCUCAGGCCACCCCGAGACACCAGACUCGAGCAGCAGCUGCUUGAAGAUACCCGUCGAGAAGAGGCCUCGCUCACGCGGCUGCAAGAUUCCACAUGCAUGCAUCGAGUGCAAGCGCCGCAAGAUUCGCUGCGAUGGAGCGUCGCCGUGUAGCCGAUGCUCGACACGCGGUCUUGCCCAUUCGUGUGGCUAUGCCAGGCACCGCGAGAGGAUGCACCCUUCCAAGCAAAAAGUAGAAAAGCUCUCGAGAUCCCUGGAAGAGCACCGCACCAUCGUCGACCGCCUGUUUCCGGACCAUGAAGUGUCAGAGCUCCUGUCCUUGCCGCGAGACGAGCUUCUCAGUAUCGUGAAUACGCCAAGAAUGCACCAGUACUCGCAGCCAUGGUUGCCUCCACCAUCGGAGACGAGCUCUGACAUGUCACUGGGCUCGCCAUGCUCGGAACACAAUCCGUUUGCGCCAGCGGCUGAGCUAUUCAAAGGCAUCGACAUUGACAAGCUGGUGGAGAAGGGGAUAACGUGGGAAGAGCCGGUCUGGGAGAGGCCAUUGGAUGAAUCUGUCUUUCCAGGCUACGCGCUAGACUUAUAGGCCGCCUUGUAAUACAUCGCAACACCACCAUAGUGUGUCAUUGGCUUUCAGUACGUGUAGCACAGCUGGCCACUUGUCGUAGACAUCAAGUCGCGCACCGGUAAGUCCGUGGCCAUCCCUUGCAUCUCAAGUAGGUCAUCAAGGCUUGCCUCGCCUGGCUGGGGCCCGCCUGGGAACGUCUGUCUCCUCACACCGCUGUAAUCAAAGGUCCGAUUUUCGGGGUUCUCCUGCUGCCAGAGCGUCCAGAUGCGGUCGACCUGACCAUGAUGCAGGAAGAAGAUUGGGUCUGUUUAGGUC